Owenia fusiformis is the source of this 845-nucleotide messenger RNA. Lineage: Eukaryota; Metazoa; Annelida; Polychaeta; Sabellida; Oweniidae. The record is from the annotation of a GenBank genome assembly.
AGCUCAGUCUUUAAUUUAAAAUUCAGAGGUUUCCAAAAAAAGGUUACAAUUUUCUCUUCUAUUUCAUUCCUCGGGACGAAACCACAAGUAAAAUGUCUACAGAAAGGAAGUUUUUCGUUGGAGGUAACUGGAAGAUGAAUGGAAACAAGGCUUCUAUUGAUGUUAUCGUCAAUAACCUGAACACUGCUGAUCUCUCGCCAGAAACAGAAGUUGUAGUGUCCCCUCCUGCCUGUUAUCUGGAUUACACUAGCUCUAGAGUAGACAAGAAAAAGAUUGGAGUAGCAGCUCAGAAUUGUUACAAAGCAGAAAAAGGAGCAUUCACAGGAGACAUCAGCCCUGCUAUGAUCAAAGACAAUGGCUGUGAAUGGGUUAUACUGGGACAUUCAGAAAGAAGGCAUGUCUUCGGAGAGUCAGAUCAGUUGAUUGGCGAGAAGGUUGCAUUUGCUCUGUCCCAGGGUCUCAGUAUUAUUCCCUGUGUGGGGGAGAAACUUGAAGAGAGGGAGGCAGGUCUUACAGAGGAAGUUGUCUUCAGACAAACAAAAGCUAUUGCAGAUAACGUUAAAGACUGGAGCAAAGUAGUAAUAGCUUAUGAGCCAGUAUGGGCUAUUGGUACGGGCAAGGUGGCCACUCCAGCCCAGGCACAGGAGAUACAUCAGCGACUCAGGACAUGGCUCAGUGAGAAGGUUAACCCAGCAGUUGCCCAAAAUGUCAGGAUUCUGUAUGGAGGGUCUGUGAAUGCAGCUAACUGCAAAGAAUUGGGAACACAACCAGAUAUUGAUGGUUUCCUUGUUGGUGGGGCAUCACUCAAGCCUGAAUUUGUUGAUAUCAUUAAUGCCAGGCGUUGA